CCAUGGACACCGCCAAAAAAAACACCUCGGCGACUCUCAAGUCCCGAAUCCAAAACGGCGACGUCGUCUACGGCAUGUCCCUCCUCACCUUCUCCCCAACCGUCGCAGAGAUAGCCGCACUCGCCGACUUUGACUUCGUCCUCAUCGACAUGGAGCACGGCCACGGCGGCCUCCCAGAAGCCCUCCCCUGCCUCCACGCACUCGCCGCCGCCAAAACCCCAGCCGUCAUCCGCGUCCCCGACAGCAGCUCCUCUUUCUGGGCCCGCAAGGCCAUCGACCUCGGCGCCCAGGGAAUUGUGUUCCCUAUGAUCCAAGACCCUCAAUCUGCCGCCAAAGCGGUGUCGUUUUGCCGUUCUCCUGUGAGCCCCGCCGCGAGGGCAUCCCGCUUUGGACUCGACGGCCACUGUCAGAAGGACCUGCUCAUCAUAUGCCAGGUGGAGUCUCCGGAGGCAGUGGAGUGUGCGGAAGAGAUUGCGGCGGUGGAGGGGGUUGACAUGAUAAUGGUUGGACCGCUGGACCUUAGCGCCGGCAUAGGGUGCCUAAGGAACCCAAAGGAUGAGAGGGUGAUGGAGAUGGUGGAUCGCGUGGAGAAGAAGGUGUUGGGUGCACCAAGGAAAGAAGGUGGUGGUCCCUUUUUAGGGAGGUUUGGAACUGCCCUGGAUUCACCUGAAGCGUUUAGGGACCGUGGCUAUCGCUUGGUUCGGGUGAAUUUGGAUGUCACUUUGUUCAGGAAUGCUUGUAUUCAAGAUGUCAUCAACUUCAAGUCUACAAAGCUAUGUUGAAAGGCUCAUCUAUGAUUUUAUUUUAUUUGUAUCUGAAAUAAUAAUAUCAGAGAGUCAAGUUUCCUCUAACAUUCAACUCUUAGGCUAUAAUAUGAAACAUCUACGUACCUUCCAAGAGGCUCGUUGUCAAAACAGAGUUUCUUGCACGUUUGUUGCCUUAGAAAGGAGAGGUACAUAUAUAUGUCAUCAUUUUUCAUUUUCGAUAUUAAAUUACAUGCUCAUGAAUUGAGGAUCU
Molecule: messenger RNA, 1017 nt
Organism: Arachis stenosperma
Lineage: Eukaryota; Viridiplantae; Streptophyta; Magnoliopsida; Fabales; Fabaceae
Exons: 2
Coding region: 3-782 (259 amino acids)
Cellular component (GO): cytoplasm
Molecular function (GO): aldehyde-lyase activity
Source: RefSeq, a predicted model, not a curated record